Molecule: messenger RNA, 1177 nt
Organism: Prorocentrum cordatum
Lineage: Eukaryota; Dinophyceae; Prorocentrales; Prorocentraceae
Source: the annotation of a GenBank genome assembly
AUGGCUGCCCCCCCCGGCGGCGGCGGCGCAAACGCAUGGAGGCCCGGCAUGCCCAUGCAGGGCUGCGUUUCCGUCGGGCGCCACCCGGCUGGCCAGAUGCAGGGCGCGACGCCCGCCCGCGUGCUGGAUUACAUCAUGGGCUUCAAGCGGCAGCCCAGGCCGUCCGGGCCUGCGCCGGAGUGGGUGGCGGACCUGGAGCAGGCCAUGCCGCCGGGGCACUUCCAGGCCAACGUCACCGCGCACCAGGCGAGCGGGGCGCAGCAGGCGGCGCACGAGGCGGCGGCGCAGGUCGCCGCCGCCCGCGGUGGCCCCGGCGCGCCGCCGGAGACGGCCGCGGCUGGCGGCGCGGCCGCGGCCGUCAAGGACCGCCGCCACGGCUUCGACUCACCAGGCGGCGGCGACCCCUCGGCCGGCGCGGCUGCGCCACCGCCGCCCCCCCCGGUGGCCACCCCGCCUCCCGACUACUACGCCGCGCUGGAGUGCACCUCCAGGGCCGACGACGCCGAGAUCCGAUCCCCCGAGGUCGCCUUGAGGCAUCCUGAGGACUGGCACUACCAGUUCUACAUGGGGCCGAAGGCUCGGGGCGCGAUCAUGGCGAACCAGAGGCUGGUGCCAACGCUGCAGGACACCUUCGACAAGCGCAGCCACGGCUUCGUCCAGAGAGUGCCGCCGGCCCAGGCCGCGGAGGCCGAGUACUCGCCCCGCAGGACGAAGUACUUCACCUGGACGACCAUGACGCCGCAGGCGGUGCCCUACAUGCGGACCUCGAACCCCUUCUGCCCGGUCACCCCAAACCGCACAGGCUGGCGCGAAUACGUGGAGCAGAAGAACGUGCGCGGUGCGGUGCGGGUGAAGUCGCCCACCGCCCAGCAGCACCGCGUGAGGCAUCUGCAGGAUCCCAAGCCCAAGCGGGAGAAGCAUGUCGUCUCGGGCACGGACCACACGGUGCCGGCCUUCCCCAGGCAGGACUGAGGGCCCCAGCUGCAUCGGAGGCGACGACGGGUGCGGAUCGCCAACGUGCGCCCCGCUGCAGGCUGCAGCCCGUGACUGCCUGCGGCCUGCAGCUGCUCUUCUGGCCUUUUGGUGAGCAGAUGGGCUGUCUGACAGGCCCUGCUUGCGCUGAGCCUGGCCUUUCGUAGGGCCCCUUCUACUGCAGAUGGUGGCUCCAGCGUGAUGG